Molecule: messenger RNA, 1904 nt
Organism: Drosophila persimilis
Lineage: Eukaryota; Metazoa; Arthropoda; Insecta; Diptera; Drosophilidae
Gene: mdu
Product: ras guanine nucleotide exchange factor Y
Exons: 5
Coding region: 243-1679 (478 amino acids)
Source: RefSeq, a predicted model, not a curated record
GAAAUCGGAAAGUCCGCUGAUAUAUCCCUGAUAUAUAUAUUGUCGAAAAAAUAUAUAUAUUAAUAUUUGCCCUUGCGUGCUGGUCGUGCUCUCUCUUCCCGCGUUGUUUUGUCUUCUGCUUUCUGGAGCUUUGCGCGCGCGCAACCACGGAUCGUCCGAGAGAACAUUUCCCAUCGAACAACAGCAAUCAUUAAAUUCUUGCAGCGUGACACCAACGAGACACUUAAUCAACUUUGACCAAAAUGCAGCAAAAGGUUGAAGAGAAAAUCGAUCCCCUGACACGCAUUCAGGAGGAGAUCAAGGAAGUGGUGAGACGCGAGGAGGAGUACCGCCAGCUGGCCACGCUCUCCUCCACCGGGGGUGGUGCUGCCACCCCGCCACCCAUUCAGGUGGACGAAUUCGAGACGUACACGAUUAAUGGCAACGGCAACGACUUCGGUCAGGAUCAGGAGCCGCAGGGGCAGGAGCAGCUGCUUGAUCUGGGCGAGGAUGAGGAGGAGCAGGACCAGGGCCGGGGUGUUCUGGUCACGGCCCAGCCGGCCUUGGCGGCGGUACAGACCACGGCCCUGCUGCUGCCCAUCGACGAGCACUCGAACACACCCUCUCUGGCGUCCAGCGUCAACAGCACCAAGGAGGAGAGCCUCGACGGCCAGCACUCGGACGACUCCGGCAUCUCGGCCUCCUCCCAGAGCAACAACAACAACAACAACAGCAACAAUCUGGUGAAGCAGCUGCAGCCGCUGAAGCUGACGGUGGUGUCUCGCCAGGAGCAGCGCUACAUCGGCCCCAACUGCUACAACCUGACCCCGGAGCCGCCGCAGCAGAAGCUGAUGACCCGCACCAUCUCCACGCCGCAGUUGAACGGAGUGCAGAAACGGCAGUUCGCCUUCAACGGCUCCACCAAGGGGGUGAUGCAGCGCUUCAUCGCCUCGCACGGCAAGGUGGGUCCCAGCAGCCCCAUGAGCAGCCCCUCCUCCCCGCUGACCCUGACCAACGGCAGCAGUGGCAACCUGAACGGGAACGUGAACGGCAGCACUCAGACGACCCUCAAGCUGAACGCCCAGAACGCGCUGGCCUUCCUGGAGACGGGCGGCAACAACUCGCCGACGGUCACCCUGUCGCCGGCGGCCAUUGAGCGGGACUCGGAGGGACGACCCCUGCGCCGCGGCUAUGUGCCCGUGGAGCAGAAGAUACAGCGCGAGCUGCAGGACCUCAAGUCGCGGGAGUCCGAGCUGAAGCGUCUGCGCAAGCUGAACAGGCAGAACACCCUCAGGGCCUCGCAGGACAAGCUAAUAUUCAGCACAGAUGACGAGGCCGAUGCGGAGGCGGAUGACGAUGAGGACUCCGAGGAGGAGCACUGCUAUGGCCCGGGAAAACUUCGCAAUGCCCAGUCCACGCAGGAGCUCGACAGAAACGGAAAUGAGCAGGAGAUUGUCCACAAUUCACAAAGAAUGACCUGCGGCUAUGCCUACAUAAUGGCCAAUGGAAGUGGCAAUGGCAAUGGCAAUGGAAAUGGAAGUGCCAGCUGUAAUGGAGGCAUGCGUCCGGCCAUGUCGCUGGCCCAGCUCUGUGAUCUGACGCCGGAGGAGGCCCCCUCGUCGCACCGCCUCAUCGCCCAGUGGGAGAGCCUGAUCAAAAAGAACGCCGAGGGCGGAGCGGCCAUCGAGGCGGUCAUCUAAGGAAGCCAACCACUCCACACACCACACACACCAACGAUCUGGUGCAGAGCAGACCAAAUUAUUAUUGUAGUGUCCACAUAGCCACACAUGGCACUCCUUCCCCCUUCCGACGAUCGUCGGCUAAUGCCCCCAAUCGCACGUCAAUGUCCUGCUGCUUGCUUAGCGCCCCCCGCCCCCAUUAUCAACGAAUUAAUUCUAAACGCCAACCAAUUGAAAUUGCGGCUG